AUGGAGUUGAAACCAUAUGAGUGUCCAGAUUGUGGGAAAAGUUUCAGUGAUAGUUCUGCCCUGGUGAAACACCAGAGGAGUCACCGAGGGAAGAAGCCCUACAAUUGUCUGGAUUGUGGGAAGACUUUCAGUCGGAAUUCCGAUCUUAGGAUGCACACUGGGGAGAAACCAUACAAUUGUCUAGAUUGUGGGAAGACCUUCAGUAGGAAUUACUGCCUGGUGUUACACCAGAGGACUCACACUGGGGAGAAACCAUACAAGUGUCUGGAUUGUGGCAAAAGUUUCAGUCGGAAUUCCCAAUUGAUAAUACACAAGAGGUCUAACGCUGGGGGCAAAGUGUAUGAGUGUUCAGAUUGUGGGAAUAGUUUCUGUGGGAAUUCCAACUUUAUGAAACACCAGAGGACUCAUGGAAGAAAGAAACCAUACAAGUGUCUGGAUUGUGAGAAAACUUUCAGUCGGAAUUCUGAUCUUGUGAAACACCAGAGAAUUCAUACGGGAGAGAAACCAUAUGAAUGUCAAGAUUGUGGUAAAUGUUUCAUUCGCCGUUCCUACCUGCUGGUACACCAGAGGAUACAUACUGGGGAGAAACCAUACAGUUGUCUAGAUUGUGGGAAGACUUUCAGUAGAAGUUACUACCUGGUGUUACACCGGAGGACUCACACUGGGGAGAAACCAUACAAGUGUCUGGCUUGUGGGAAAAGCUUCAGUCGGAAUUCCCAAUUGAUAAUACACCAGAGGUCUAACGCUGGGGGCAAAGUGUUUGAGUGCCCAGAUUGUGGGAAUAAUUUCUGUGGGAAUUCUGACUUUAUGAAACACCAGAGGACUCACAGAGGGAACAAACCAUACAAGUGUUUGGAUUGUGAGAAAACUUUCAGUCAGAAUUCCGAUCUUAGGAUGCAUACUGGGGGGAAACCAUACAGGUGUCUUACUUGCGGGAAAACUUUCAAUACGAAUUACCACCUGGUGUUACACCAAAGGACACACACUGGGGAAAAACCAUACAAGUGUCCGGAGUGUGGGAAAUGUUUCGGUUGGAAUUCUGGUCUGGUGAUACACCAGAGGACUCACACAGGGGAGAAACUAUAUGACUGUCCUAAAUGUGGGAAAAGUUUCAGUCGACAUUCUGACCUGGUGGUUUACACUCGGGGGGAGAAACGUUUCAAAUGCCCAGAGUGCGGAAGGUGCUUCGCACAAAAGUCCUCCCUUACUGUACACAAGAAAAUCCACAUGAGGCAGAAGGUGAUGACUGUAGGGAAGGCUUGA
Messenger RNA from Pantherophis guttatus, 1263 nucleotides. The record is from RefSeq and is a predicted model, not a curated record. Lineage: Eukaryota; Metazoa; Chordata; Lepidosauria; Squamata; Colubridae.